CUUCAGUAUGAAAUAGAGCAGGUUGUGCUUUAAACAUGAACCAGGAGUUGGAUUUUAUGUUUGUUAAAUAUGCACGGGUCUGGAUCCCCGAUGUAGAAGAAGUGUGGAAGUCAGCAGAGCUCACCAAGGACUACAGACAAGGAGAUGGAGUACUGCAGCUACAACUGGAGGAUGGAAAGGAACUGGAGUACAAAUUGGACCCCAAGACAAACAACUUGCCACACCUCCGUAACCCAGAUAUCCUGGUGGGAGAAAAUGACCUGACGGCUCUCAGUUACCUUCACGAGCCCGCUGUGUUACACAAUCUGAAAGUGCGCUUCAUCGAUUCCAAACUCAUCUACACGUACUGCGGUAUUGUUCUAGUUGCUAUAAACCCAUAUGAGACGCUGCCCAUCUAUGGAACUGACAUCAUUAACGCGUACAGCGGGCAGAAUAUGGGUGACAUGGACCCUCACAUCUUCGCAGUGGCAGAAGAGGCUUACAAACAGAUGGCCAGGGAUGAGAGGAAUCAGUCCAUCAUUGUGAGUGGAGAAUCUGGAGCAGGGAAAACUGUUUCAGCCAAAUAUGCCAUGCGCUUCUUUGCCACUGUCAGCGGCUCUGCCAGCGAAGCAAAUGUGGAAGAAAAAGUUCUGGCAUCCAACCCUAUCAUGGAGUCCAUCGGUAACGCCAAGACCACCAGGAAUGACAAUAGCAGUCGAUUUGGAAAAUACAUUGAGAUAGGCUUUGAUAAGAAGUAUCACAUUAUCGGUGCGAACAUGAGGACAUAUCUCUUGGAGAAAUCACGUGUUGUAUUUCAGGCGGAUGAAGAGAGGAAUUAUCAUAUCUUCUAUCAGCUCUGUGCAUCUGCUCACCUCCCGGAGUUCAAAGCCCUGAAACUUGGAAAGGCUGAUGAUUUUCACUACACCAAACAGGGCAGGAACCCAGUGAUAGAUGGAAUAGAUGAUGCCAAGGAGAUGUCGACCACCAGAAACGCCUUCACACUGCUAGGUGUAAAUGAGUCCUAUCAGUUGGGCUUGUUUCAGAUUCUGGCUUCAAUUUUGCACCUGGGGAACAUUGAAGUGAAGGAUAGAGAUUCGGACAGCAGUAUUAUUCUACCGAAUAAUGGUCAUCUGAGUGUGUUUUGUGAAUUGAUGGGUGUGACAUAUCAAGACAUGUCUCAUUGGCUGUGUCAUAAGAAGCUAAAGACGGCAACUGAGACGUACAUAAAGCCCAUACCCAAACUACAGGCCAUAAACGCCCGCGAUGCUCUCGCCAAACAUAUCUACGCCAAACUCUUCAACUGGAUCGUGGACCAUGUGAACAAAGCGCUGCAUUCUACGGUCAAACAGCACUCGUUCAUUGGAGUCCUAGACAUUUACGGGUUUGAGACUUUUGAAAUCAACAGUUUUGAACAGUUCUGUAUUAAUUAUGCCAAUGAGAAACUACAGCAACAGUUCAACAUGCAUGUGUUUAAGUUGGAGCAGGAAGAGUAUAUGAAAGAGCAGAUCCCCUGGACUCUCAUUGAUUUCUAUGAUAAUCAGCCAUGUAUCAACCUCAUCGAGGCCAAGAUGGGCAUCCUGGACCUGCUGGAUGAAGAGUGCAAGAUGCCGAAGGGUUCUGAUGACUCCUGGGCUCAGAAACUGUAUAACACUCAUUUGAAGACGUGUGCACUUUUUGAAAAACCACGGAUGUCCAAUAAAGCUUUCAUUAUUCAGCACUUUGCAGAUAAGGUGGAGUAUCAGUGUGAUGGUUUUCUGGAGAAGAAUAAGGACACAGUGAAUGAGGAGCAGAUACAUGUUCUGAAGGCCAGUAAGUUUGACCUGCUGGUGGAGCUGUUCCAGGAUGAGGAGAAAGCUAAAAGUCCGACUGGUGCUGCUCCUGCUACUGGAGGACGCACUCGUCUCAGCGUCAAACCAGUCAAGAACAAAGCAGGCAAAGCCAGCAAGGAACACAAGAAGACAGUCGGACUGCAGUUCCGGAAUUCUCUGCAGCUUCUGAUGGAGACACUGAAUGCGACUACACCACAUUACGUUCGCUGCAUUAAACCCAACGAUUACAAAUAUGCCUUCACGUUUGACCCCAAGAGAGCAGUGCAGCAACUGCGUGCAUGUGGAGUUUUGGAAACAAUCCGCAUCUCUGCAGCUGGUUUCCCAUCUAGGUGGACGUAUCAGGAGUUCUUUAGCAGGUAUCGUGUCCUGAUGAAACAAAAAGAUGUUUUGACAGACAGGAAGAUGACCUGUAAGAAUGUUCUGGAGAAACUGGUGCAGGACCCAGAUAAGUACCAGUUUGGCAAGACCAAGAUCUUUUUCCGCGCAGGGCAGGUUGCGUAUCUGGAGAAACUGCGUGCAGAUAAGCUGCGUGCUGCCUGCAUCCGCAUACAGAAGACCAUACGCUGCUGGCUGGCGCGCAAGAAGUACCUGCGCAUGAAACAUGCUGCCACAACCAUCCAGAGAUACGUCCGUGGAUACCAGGCCCGCUGUCUUGCGAAUUUCCUGCGACGCACACGUGCUGCGAUCGUCAUUCAGAAGUACCAGCGCAUGUUUGUCCAGAAAAAAUGUUACAAACGCAAGCAGGCUGCUGCUCUGGCCAUGCAGUGCAUCCUCAGGGCAUACAUGGCCAGACAGCUGUACAAAGCGCUUCUACGUGAGCACAAGUCCAUCAUCAUUCAGAAGAUGGUCCGUGGCUGGUUGGCCCGACAGUGGUACAAGAGGACACUCGAAGCCAUUGUUUACCUGCAGUGCUGCAUCCGCCGCAUGCGAGCCAAGCGAGAACUCAAGAAACUCAAGAUCGAGGCACGUUCGGUGGAACACUUCAAAAAACUCAACAUUGGCAUGGAGAACAAGAUCAUGCAACUGCAGCGCAGGAUAGACGACCAGAACAAGGAGAACCGUUCUCUCAGUGAGCGUUUGAACAGUCUAGAGAUCAGCCAUGCAGCGGAGUCCGAGCGUCUGCGUGUGGAAUUGACGCGUCUGCGAGGGGCAGAAGAGGAUGCCAAAAACAAUGCCAACAAAGUUACAUCUCUUCUGGAGGAGCUGGAGCGACUCCGCAAAGACCUACAGAACACACAGAAGGAGAAGAAAGCCAUCGAGGACUGGGCACAAACCUACCAGGACGAGAUGGAAAAGAUGAUCUCAGAACUAAAGGAGCAAAACCACCUGCUGAAGAACGAGAAAAACGACCUGAACCGACUGAUCCAGGAACAGAGCCAGCAGUGGACAGAGAAAAUGCAGAGGGCUCUGAAGGAGGAAACCCAGCAGUUAGAAUACGAUUUAAACGAGGAACGGUCUCGCUACCAGAAUCUUCUUACCGAACACCUCCGACUAGAGGAGAAAUACGACGAUUUGAAAGAGGAGAUCACACUCGCUGUAAAUGUUCCAAAACCUGGUCACAGGCGCACAGACUCCACGCACAGCAGCAACGAAUCAGAAUGCACCUACAAUUCAGAGUUUGCAGAGUCAGAGGAAGGGACCCGCGGAGGGGAGGACGUUUCCAAGGCAAUACUAGACAUGUCCCUGUUCCUAAAGCUGCAGAAGAGAGUAUCCGAACUAGAGCAAGAAAAACAGUCACUGCAGAACGAACUCGAUCGGAGAGAAGAGCAGUUUCAGCGGGCUAGAGCUAGGGACGAUGAGGAACAUAAGAAAGCACGUGGUGCUGAGCUGGAAUAUGAAUCUCUCAAGCGACAGGAGUUGGAGUCAGAGAAUAAGAAGCUCAAACAUGAUUUGAAUAAGAUGCGUCAGUCUCUGAGAGGCAGCGCUGAGGCCGGUUCUGCCGCUCCGGGUUCUCCUGCGUACACGGUCCUGCUGGAUCAGCUGAACGCCUCCAACGAGGAGCUGGAGGUGCGGAAGGAGGAGGUGCUCAUCCUGCGCUCUCAACUCGUCAGUCAGAAAGAGGCCAUGCAACAUAAGGAUGAGAAGGAGACCAUGACUGAACCGUUGCCGUACAUUGAGGAUGUGCAGAAGCUGACUGAUGCCAAGGAAAUCUCCCAGGCCUACAUGGGCCUUAAAGAGACCAACAGAUCCCCAUUCCCUGACUACCAUAAGCUGAAUGAGGAUGGAGAACUGUGGCUGGUUUAUGAAGGGUUAAAGGAAACUAACAGGUUGUUGGAGUCUCAGUUGCAGGCUCAGCGUCGGUCUCAUGAGAACGAGGUGGAGGCUUUGCGUGGAGAUUUGCAGAGUGUCAAAGAGGAGAAUAACCGUCAGCAGCAGCUGUUAGCUCAGAACCUGCAGCUUCCUCCAGAGGCUCGAAUCGAGGCCAGUCUACAGCACGAGAUCACGCGCCUCACCAACGAGAACCUGGAGCUUCACUCUGCUGAUCCAAAGGAGUAUAAAGCCUACAGAAUCAGCAUGUUACGCAGGAUGGUUGAUCUUAUGGAGCAACUGGAGAAACAGGACAAGACCGUCCGCAAACUGAAGAAACAGCUCAAAGUCUUCGCAAAGAAGAUCAGUGACCUGGAAGGUGGCCAGAUGGACGUGUCUCCAGGACAGACAGCCGACGAGCCUGUUCAUCCAGUGAACAUUCCACGCAGGGAAAAAGAUUUCCAGGGAAUGCUGGAAUACAAGAAAGAGGAUGAACUCAAACUGGUCAAAAACCUCAUACUUGAGCUAAAGCCUCGUGGUGUGGCAGUGAAUUUAAUACCAGGUCUGCCGUCAUACAUCCUCUUCAUGUGUCUGCGUCAUGCCGACUACAUUAAUGAUGACCAGAAAGUCCGAUCUCUACUCACCUCCGUCAUCAACAGCAUCAAGAAGAUCCUCAAGAAAAGAGGUGAUGACUUCGAGACUGUUUCCUUCUGGUUGUCCAACACAUGUCGUUUCCUGCACUGCCUGAAACAGUACAGUGGCGACGAGCAAUUCAUGAAGCAUAACACUUCUAAACAGAACGAUCACUGUCUCUCCAACUUUGACCUGGCCGAGUACCGGCAGGUUCUGAGUGAUCUGGCCAUUCAGAUCUACCAACAGCUCAUCAAGUGUAUGGAGAACAUCCUGCAGCCCAUGAUCGUCUCUGGCAUGCUGGAACAUGAAACCAUCCAGGGCGUGUCUGGGGUGAAGCCAACAGGUCUCCGUAAGAGGACGUCCAGUAUUGCUGAUGAGGGGACAUACACAUUGGACUCCAUCAUCCGGCAGCUCAACUCCUUCCACUCCAUCAUGUGUCAGCACGGAACCGACCCAGAGCUCAUCAAACAGGUGGUCAAGCAGCAGUUCUACAUCAUUGGCGCCGUCACCCUUAACAACCUGCUGCUGCGUAAAGACAUGUGCUCCUGGAGCAAGGGCAUGCAGAUCAGGUAUAAUGUGAGUCAGCUGGAGGAGUUGCUGAGAGAUAAGAACCUCAUGACAUGUGGUGCGAAAGAGACGCUGGAGCCAUUGAUUCAGGCCGCACAACUACUGCAGGUCAAGAAGAAAACCGAUGAGGAUGCUGAGGCCAUCUGCUCCAUGUGUAACGGCCUCUCUACAGCACAGAUUGUGAAGGUGCUGAACUUGUAUACGCCUGUCAAUGCGUUUGAAGAGCGUGUGUCAGUACAGUUCAUAAGAACAAUACAGACACGUUUACGGGAUCGAAAGGAGUCGCCUCAGCUGCUGAUGGACACCAAAGUCAUCUACCCCGUGACCUUCCCCUUUAACCCCUCCUCCCUGGCCCUGGAAACAAUUCAGAUACCCAGCAGCCUCAAUGUGGGCUUCCUCACUCGUGUGUAGACCCGUCAAUCACCUCACCUCAACCAAUCACACGGCAGGAACAGAGAGCCAAAAUAUAUAAAAAAAUAAAAAAAGAUGAUUAUAGGUAAAUAAGCCACACACUUAAAGAUAAUGCAAUUUAGAUCAUGUCAUCAAUCCUUCUUUUUGCACUUCAUCACUUUUAUUUAUUCAAUAAAAGAGUGAAUCUCACAAAACCUGUCAAGCACAUUUUCAGAUCACAAUUGACCCCAAAAACAAAAGAAACACAUAAGAAGCUAUAUUUUGUUUAAAGAAAAUGAAGCUCAUCUUUAGGACCAUUAAUAUUUUGACAUUGUUAUUUUAAUGGCAACUAAGCACUUUCCCCCAAAAAAUUCUUAUUACUGAAAUGCAUUAUUAUUGUAAUGUGAAAACAAAUAUAUUAUUUACAUAGUAUAGUAUUUGCUAACAUAUGCUGAUUAAAAUAGUAAUUAAAAUUCACUUGAAUGCAGUAAUUAAUUAAGAAUUAAUACCAUGAUUUAUUAUGAAUAAAAAUCAUUAAUGAGAAUCAACGCUGAGAAUAAUGUCAAUGACAGAAAUGCUCAAAACAUAUCCACAGCAAUGCAAAAAAAAACCUGAAAAGAUCUGUUCUUUAUUUACCUAAUGGAAAAUAUAUUCUUAUAUUUUCUUUUGAUUGCGGGACCUGGAUAUUUUUGUGGGAUUCACCUCUUAAACUGGAAUAUUUCAGAGAUGUUUCACUUAUUGAAUGUUACGAAAGGAACAAUAAAGGUCAAAAUAACUCUAAUGCCUUUUCAGAUCACAACCAGAAUAAGUUCACGGGGCUGUAUAAUCGUACACAUAUA
Sinocyclocheilus grahami is the source of this 6484-nucleotide messenger RNA. Its product is annotated as unconventional myosin-Va. Gene Ontology annotation, molecular function: actin filament binding; microfilament motor activity; ATP binding. The record is from RefSeq and is a predicted model, not a curated record. The transcript has 42 exons. NCBI's taxonomy places the organism in Eukaryota, Metazoa, Chordata, Actinopteri, Cypriniformes, Cyprinidae. Gene Ontology annotation, biological process: actin filament organization. Gene Ontology annotation, cellular component: actin cytoskeleton; cytoplasm; membrane. Bases 36 to 5666 code for a protein of 1876 amino acids.